AUGCCCUCCUUCGCCCCUCUCCGCCCGACCCUAGGCCUUGUCCGCGCCGCCAACAGCGCUGCCCGCAGCUUCAGCAGCUCUGCAUCGCGCUCCGUCGCCCGCAUGAUCAUCACCGGCCGCCUGGGCGCCGAGCCCGAGUUGGCUGCUACCGCGUCCGGUCAAGAUAUCAUACGCUACUCGAUUGGUACUUCGUACGGUCCCCGCGAUAACCGCCAGACGAGCUGGUUCCGCGUUGGUGCUUUCCUGCCCGAGGGUGGUCAGCGGGAUUAUAUCCUUGGUUUGCAGAAGGGAACCCUUGUCUACCUGGAGGGCGAUGCCAGCAUGCGUUCCUACGAGAAUGCUGAUGGCCAGAAGCAGACCAACCUGAACAUUGUGCAGCGUUCCCUCGAGGUCCUCUCCCGUCCCCGCGAUCAAGGCGCCAACGACCACUAA
Penicillium cinerascens is the source of this 432-nucleotide messenger RNA. RefSeq names its product single-stranded DNA-binding protein. Gene Ontology annotation, molecular function: single-stranded DNA binding. Gene Ontology annotation, biological process: mitochondrial DNA replication; positive regulation of helicase activity. Gene Ontology annotation, cellular component: mitochondrial nucleoid. The record is from RefSeq and is a predicted model, not a curated record. Lineage: Eukaryota; Fungi; Ascomycota; Eurotiomycetes; Eurotiales; Aspergillaceae. The coding region runs from base 1 to 432 and encodes 143 amino acids. The transcript has 3 exons.